Messenger RNA from Pseudovirgaria hyperparasitica, 1757 nucleotides. Its product is annotated as carotenoid ester lipase. Bases 1 to 1755 code for a protein of 584 amino acids. The transcript has 6 exons. The record is from RefSeq and is a predicted model, not a curated record. NCBI's taxonomy places the organism in Eukaryota, Fungi, Ascomycota, Dothideomycetes, Acrospermales, Acrospermaceae.
AUGAAACCUUGUAUUCGCGCGUUGUGGCCAUUGUGCUUUGCAACACUCGCUCUUGCGAAGCCAGUGAAACGAGACUCGCCUCCCAAUAUUGACCUUGACUAUGGCACUUUCAAGGGCAUAGCUGAUCCAGUGAGCCAUUCAUGGGGAUAUCUAGGCAUGCCAUAUGCCGAAGCAGGUCGCUUCGAGCAUGCACAGCUCUUUUCCAGGAAGCUCGAGGGCAUCCAAGACGCCACUCACUUUGGCCCAGCAUGCACCCAGAAGUCCACAGGCUCGAUCCUCGCCGCCAAUGGCACUGGAGAUCUGGGCAUAGGUGCUGCAGUGGGCUUCAUUGAAGAAGCACUGUAUCCGCUCUCGCCCCAGUCUGAGGACUGCCUCCUUAUCAACAUCCAAGUUCCAGAAAACACUCGUCCGGAUGCUAAGCUUCCGAUCAUCAUGUGGAUUCAUGGUGGUGGUUUCGAAAUCGGUGCCCCUUACGCAGCGCUUGGCGAAACUCUGGCGGCUCCGGGUCUGGCUGUAAACUACCGCCCUGCGGGCCUCGUCCAGACUGCAGUAGAAACAGACCAACCCAUCAUUGUCGCUUCCAUAAGCUACAGACUGAAUGCGUUUGGAUUUAGCGCUUCGAAGGAGAUGGAGGAGGCUGGUCUGCUGAAUCUUGGCAUCGAGGACCAGCGUGUAGCCAUGCAGUGGAUCAAGAAACACAUUUCGAAGUUUGGUAGAGACCCUGAUAAGCUCACAAUCUUUGGAGAAUCCGCUGGCAGUUGGUCAGUCUCUACUCACUUGCUGUGGGACGGUGGCAAACAAGACCUUUUCCGGGCCGCCAUCGCCGUCUCGGGCGGUCCAGUCAUGGUUGACGGCCCAGAGAGGCAGCAAGCAACCUUCGAUAGAAUGGUUGCGAACUGCGGCUGCACUGACGCAGCAGACAAAAUCGCGUGUCUCAAGAAAGCUGAUCACGCAGAUAUCUCCGCCGCUGUAAACGAAGAAGAGUACUUCCUCGGCGCUUCUUCCCUCGCAUCAACAUGGACCAUCCGUCCCGACGGCAAGCAUCUCACCGACUCUCCUCACCGUCUUGCCGCACAAGGCAAAUUCGCAAAAGUCCCACUCAUGAUUGGCGACAUGCGUGAUGAAGGCACACUCUUCUCCCUACUCACACAGCUCAAAGUUACCACAGAAAAGGACUUCAAGGACUAUUUUCAAUCAGUGUGGUGGCCCAAGGCCAGCGACGAGGACAUGGCCGGUCUGAUGGACCUGUACCCACACGACCCGACAAAGGGCUCGCCGUUCGGGACAGGCAUCUUCAACAACCCCACGCCUAAUUACAAGCGUGUCGCAGCCCUCGUAGGGGAUUUCAGCUUCGAGGCCCAACGCCGUAACCUUCUCGCGCACUAUCCAGCUCCGGCAUGGAAUUACCUGACCGAAGUCGACGUCCCGAGCGCGGGCCUCCUACCCAACAAUCCGCUGACUAAAUUGCCCAUCCUCGGCUCGUUCCACGCGUUCGACGUUUUCUUCUACAUGUUCGCCAACCUGCCGCGGCAACUGUCUAAGAACGUGGACAAUAGACAGGCGACGGCGAUUUCGUUUGUGCGUACCCUGGAUCCGAAUAACCAUGGGCGCGAUAUCCCAUAUUGGCCGCAGUGGACGGGUAAGGGCAGAGAGACGUAUCAUUUCUUAGAGAGUGGGCCAGGGGUAAUCAGAGAUGAUUAUCGCGUUGAGCAGAUGGAGUAUAUCAAUGCGCAUCCGGACUCGUUCUUAAUUUAGGG